CUUGCAGCCGGGCCCAGGCCUCCUUCAAUGUGAGCACAUUGUACCAUAGGGUGACAUUAGGGUAGGAUGGCUGCUGCCUGCAAUCUCCUGGCUACACUGAGAAGAGGCAUCACCUUGCAGGCCGGAUGGCACCACAGGAGCAGUGUUAGCGCAGCCUGGAUUGGGCAGAACAAGAGCUGCAGCUGCUAUUUUUCCACCAGCAACCAGCGACAUUCCAAAUUCUACAGCGACCCAGUGGAAGCGGUUAAAGACAUCCCAGAUGGGUCAACGUUACUUGUUGGAGGUUUUGGCUUGUGUGGAAUCCCAGAGAACCUCAUUGCAGGGCUUCUGAAGACUGGAGUUAAAGGGAUCACAGCUGUGAGCAACAAUGCAGGUGUGGAUAACUUCGGCCUGGGCCUUUUGCUUCAAACCAAGCAAAUAAAGCGAAUGGUCUCGUCGUAUGUCGGGGAGAAUGCGGAAUUCGAGCGCCAGUAUCUGGAAGGAGAACUGGAGGUGGAACUGGUACCGCAGGGCACUCUGGCAGAGCGGGUACGGGCAGGAGGCGCUGGGAUUCCCGCGUUUUUUACACCUACUGGCUAUGGAACAUUAAUCCAAGAAGGCGGAGCUCCAAUUAAAUAUAAUAAAGAUGGCACAAUUGCAAUAGCCAGCCAGCCGAAAGAGGUCAAAGAAUUUAAUGGGCGCCAUUUUGUUAUGGAACCAUCAAUCACAGGAGAUUAUGCUCUAGUGAAGGCCUGGAAAGCAGAUCGUGCCGGCAAUGUCGUGUUUAGAAAAACUGCAAGAAACUUCAACCAGCCAAUGUGCAAAGCAGCCAAAGUAACUGUGGUCGAGGUCGAGGAAAUUGUCGAAACAGGAACAUUUGCCCCAGAAGACGUCCACAUUCCCAGCAUCUACGUAGACCGUGUUAUCAAGGGUGACGGCUAUCAGAAGAAAAUUGAGAGACUAACACUACGAAAGUCAGAGAAUUCCAAACCCAAGCCCAAAAAAGAUUCCGAUAUUGUAAGAGAGAGAAUUAUUCGUCGGGCAGCUCUAGAGUUCCAAGACGGCAUGUAUGCAAAUUUAGGAAUUGGUAUCCCAAUGUUGGCAAGCAACUUCAUCAAAAAAGAUAUCACAGUUCACCUUCAGAGUGAAAACGGAGUACUCGGCCUGGGUCCAUAUCCUCUACAAGAAGAAGUAGAUCCAGACCUCAUCAAUGCAGGUAAAGAAACUGUGACCGUCCUUCCAGGAGCCGCAUACUUUUCCAGCGACGAUUCCUUUGCUAUGAUUAGAGGGGGUCACGUUGACUUGACCAUGUUGGGUGCCAUGCAAGUGUCUAAGUACGGAGAUCUUGCUAACUGGAUGAUUCCUGGCAAAAUGGUGAAAGGAAUGGGUGGUGCCAUGGAUUUGGUGUCCAGCUCCGGAACAAAAGUAGUUGUUACUAUGGAACACUCUGCCAAAGGCGGCUCUCACAAAAUUUUGGAACAAUGCAACUUGCCACUUACUGGGAAACAGUGUGUGGAUCGUAUCAUUACAGAGAAGGCCGUCUUUGAUGUGGACAGAAAGAAUGGGCUGACUCUGAUUGAAAUCGCAGAAGGCCUUUCGGUGGAUGAUAUCAAGAAAUGCACAGGCUGUAACUUUGCAGUUUCGUCAGAUCUCAAGCAGCUUCAGCAGAUUGAGGAUUAAAAUAACCUUCAUGCUAUAGCACUUGUGGUUCACCAGUGAAACUAAUCCAUGUGUAUGAACUGUGGUUUUCUAGAGCAGGGAUCUUCAGCCUUUGGCUACCCAACUACUGCAGAGCUAGGAUCUUCAACCUUAAGCUCCCCAGCUACCUGCAUAACUCUUCACCCCUAAGUGACCAUACAAUAAUGGCUCCCCAGCUGUAGAACUUGAAACUUCACCCUUGAGCUUCCAAGCUCCUGUAGAGCAGGUAUAUUGAACCUUGGGCUCCUAUACUCCUGUAGAGUUGCAGCCUUCAUCUUCCCACGGUAACCUUCUUUGAGAUGAGGAUCCUCAACAGUUGGAGUGCCGCAGUUGAAAGAUCCAUACUGACAUCUCAAUAAAAAAUGUAUCAUAGAACUGAAUUCAUAACAAAAUAUAACUGUUACAAUAGAUUAAUAUUUUCAAGCACUUUGAAUAAAAAAAUCCUGUGAAA
This is a messenger RNA of Xenopus tropicalis (tropical clawed frog), 2128 nucleotides long. RefSeq names its product 3-oxoacid CoA-transferase 1 (gene oxct1). Bases 67 to 1659 code for a protein of 530 amino acids. Gene Ontology annotation, cellular component: mitochondrion. Gene Ontology annotation, biological process: ketone body catabolic process. The record is from RefSeq and is marked provisional. The transcript has 17 exons. Gene Ontology annotation, molecular function: CoA-transferase activity; succinyl-CoA:3-oxo-acid CoA-transferase activity. Lineage: Eukaryota; Metazoa; Chordata; Amphibia; Anura; Pipidae.